AUGGCUACCACCAGUGACCGUCAAACGUUAACUGUCUAUGCCGCCAAGGAAGACGUCAAAAGGAAUCAAUCAAUAAUCCUGGACCGAGGGGAUGCUUGGAGAUUAGUCCUCCCGAACGAUGACACUCAGCGAGUCAACGCUAGAGACUGUCUUGUGGACCUCUUCGAACGCAGACCAACGCCCAUCAUUCCUCUUUACGAACGGAUGGAGGAUGCGAUCACUCGAGCAAGAGCUCUCAAGGAUAGAUCCAGGACAGACGGCGAUCGAGUUCAGGCUGUGAACUUGGUAGGACGUCGAUAUCGAGAACUGGUUGCUUAUAGGACGGACAUCCGAUAUGAAGGGCGUGCUCCUCCAAUGGCAGCCUCAGGAAGAGUGUUCCUGAUAUUUGAUACCAUUGAUGCCGUGGAGGAAAAUCGAGGUAGGACCUUGAGACGAAGAGGCGGGAGAGUGAUAGAAAGAUCGGCGAGUGGCCGGCUUCAAGAAAGACGUUCUAGUUCAAGGAAGUGA
Molecule: messenger RNA, 507 nt
Organism: Exophiala mesophila
Lineage: Eukaryota; Fungi; Ascomycota; Eurotiomycetes; Chaetothyriales; Herpotrichiellaceae
Exons: 1
Coding region: 1-507 (168 amino acids)
Source: RefSeq, a predicted model, not a curated record